Bombyx mandarina (wild silkworm) is the source of this 2776-nucleotide messenger RNA. Its product is annotated as integrin beta pat-3-like. NCBI's taxonomy places the organism in Eukaryota, Metazoa, Arthropoda, Insecta, Lepidoptera, Bombycidae. Gene Ontology annotation, molecular function: integrin binding. Gene Ontology annotation, biological process: cell-matrix adhesion; cell adhesion mediated by integrin; cell migration. Gene Ontology annotation, cellular component: integrin complex; focal adhesion; cell surface. The record is from RefSeq and is a predicted model, not a curated record.
UUAUUCAGUGAAAUUCAGUUACCAACUAAAAAUGUUUGUACAUUACCUUUUAUUUUUUUUACUUCUAAAAGAAUGUUUAUUGAUUGACCUAUGCGAAAAAUCUGAAAAUUGUAAAGAGUGUAUAAGAAAUCCGAAUGUUUGCGUUUGGUGUGCUGCUAAAGCGUUUAACCGUACCAGAUGUAUCCCUCGUUCUUCGUAUGAGGCAGAUUGGUGUCCUGAGUCGGUACCAGUCAAUGAACUCUCGAAUAGUAUAAUGAUUGAAUCGAACGAGAACAAACAAAUCAAACCGUUGAAAUACGAAAUGAAACUUCGUAUAGGUGAACCACAAAAGUUCAAUUUCACCUACGAUUUCAAGGACAAUCCCGUUGAUGUGUAUUUCUUGUUGGAUGCCUCCGCUAUGAUGGGAACGAAAAUAAAGAAUAUUGCAAGCAAAGCCGACGGCCUUUACAAAACCCUGGAGACUCUGACGAACGACUUUACUUUAGGAGUGGGUACAUUUAUAGAUAAAAACACGUGGAAGGAGAAUGGUAAAGAAAGCUACUCAUUCGCUCAUGAAUUGAGUUUGACAAAAGACCAUCAGAAAUUCGUUACUGCUUUAGAAUCCACACCCACGGGCUACAAUCGUGAUCCACCAACUGGAUGCCUGGACGCUAUAGCCCAAGCUAUUGUCUGCGAUAAGCUUAUUGGAUGGCGUGAAAAAUCUAGAAAGAUCAUAGUCGUUCUAACCAACAACAAUUACCAUGACGCCGGCGACGGAAGAGUAUCCGGUAUAUUUGAGCCAUAUGACGGACAGUGUUACACGGAUUUAAAGAACAAAAGAUAUAAGAGAGAAUUGACAAUGGAUUACCCUAGCGUUGGCAUGAUUAAUAAACUUGUCGAUCAUUACAAAGUGACAGUACUGUUUCUAGUUGAAUCAACUGUGAAAUCAGCUUACCAGAGUUUGUCAGAUGUGAUAUCUGGUUCGUACAUAGACGACUGGGUCAAUGAACCGAUUAAUCCAUACGACACUACAGGUCAAACUUUAAAGAAAAUAUACAAGCAAAUCAUUGGAAACGUCACGCUGAACGUGGAUAUUAAAGCGAAAAAUAUUGAAAACGUGAAGAUACACUUAAGUCCUAACUGCACUAAAGGAAACUACGAUAAGAACUGCCUGGUCAAAACAGAUCAAUCUAUAAAAUUUGAAGGGUCAGUCGAGAUUCUUAACUACGACAGUGCGGACAAUGUUUCGGUCGAAUUUUCGGUACAAGGACUGGCUGAGAAAUUAUCAAUCGAUAUUGAUGUUAUAAGUGAUUGCCGGUGCGAAGGAAAUGAAAAAUCCUCGGGAUAUUGCAACGGCAGACCUCUUGAGUGCGGACAGUGCUUAUGUGACGACGGAAACUCUGAAUGUAAUUUCGAAGGAAGCAUUUGCAGCGGUCACCCGUGUUUCUGCGGUAUCUGCCACUGUACCUAUCCAUACACAGGAAAAUACUGUGAAUGCAACAGUCUUGACUGUGAAAAAAUUACGAGCGGCAACGGUGAAUGUGUUGAUGGUAAAUGUCAAUGCAAAGACGAGUGGUCCGGGAUAACAUGUUCUUGUCCCAAAUCAAACAGCACGUGCAAAGGAAACGAUAAUCGCGUUUGCAACGAUUACGGUUUUUGCUUAUGCGGCAAGUGUGAAUGCCACGAAUUAAGCGACUGGGAUCCUCGGCAGCUAGAUUCACUGUGCGCCCUAUCUCCUUGCGCCGACUGUCACAAGAAGCAAUGUAUAAAACUUAGUAGUCACGUCCUGCGUUUCAACAAUGAAGAUCUCAACGAAUACAGCCGUCCCUAUAUAAAAAUGAAUAGCAGCGAUUCGCUUGAGGACCCUUUGGAUCCGAGUUGGAAUUUAUGCCCGGAACUGAGGAUGGAAAACGGCUGCUAUACGACUUUUGCAUAUAAAUAUCAAGGUGGUUACGGGAUCGAAUUAUUGAUACAGAAAAACAAGAAUUGCGAUGAGAAUAUUUUAAAGCUGGGCGUGAUAGUAUCUGUAACCGUCAUCUUGGUAGGGAUCGGAACAUUGGUUGUUUGGAAAUUGAUGACGAAGUAUCACGACAGGAAGGAGUACAUGGAACUGAUGAAACAGUACAAUCCAGAUCAAGGGGCCCGUACCAAUAAGCUGUACAUAGAUCCAUGUGUGACUUUCAAGAAUCCGUCUUAUAGAGCGGAUCCUAUUACGGAAAGCUAGAAACAGAAACCAGCCUUAGCUGUGUUUAUAAGAAGACAACACCGAGGAGCCUGGACAUUGCAAGCCAACGAAAUGGUUUGCAGGAAAUUGACAGAUAUCUCUUCCUAGAAUCUAUCAUCUAAACAUGUUUUUUAAUAGUUCAUAAUAAUUAGUAAUAAUAAUUUGUAGUUUAGAAUGUAUUAAUCAUAAUCAAUAUGUUAGAGCGUCAUUAUAAAAUUAUUGAAUUGUUAUCGGUCUUUGAUGCCUGUGUAAAUUUUCAAGUUAACAAGUAAUCUUGAAAUUCGCGAAAAUGACGGUCAAAGAUACAGUCGUAAAAAUAAAGCUACUUGCAUACUACUAAAUAAAAAAAGCAUGUUCAAAUGCAAUUAUUGUAAUUUAGCAAAAUUUGUAAUUAAAUAAUUUUAAAUACAAAUGUCAUAGGAUAUAUAUUUAUUUUGUAACUAAAUACAUGUAGAUAAAUCGCAAGCUCAAGCAGUGAAUCAUUCAGAAGUUCUUUUGUAGGCUAAAUCCUAUAGAUAGGUAUUCAGUUUUUUUUUCUUUUCUAGGUUCACUUUUUCGCUUACAAUUUAAUUU